AUGGCCUCGGCCGCCUCGGCCGCCUCGGCCGCCUCGGCCUCGGCGGCUUCGGCGUCGGCCUCGGGUUUCGGGUCUUCGUCGGCUGCGCCUGGCGGCAGGAUCCAGAACGUGCCGCCGGCAGCUAUCGCCUUGCAAGCAAGUCUCGCUUCAAGCGAUGCGGCUGCUUGCAAUGCCCCACUCACGAACGUGAGGGCGUGGGCCAACACGGCGGGUUUCAUGUUUACGGCUCGACGUGCGAAGCCGAAACGAGACAGCUACUCAGGCAUCGUGGCCAUGUUGGAUGACUUCUUUCCCGUGAGUUGUGUUUUGAGGAAGCAUGGCUGCUGGCCAAAGAAGAAGCGGCAAAGUGGAUGA
Messenger RNA from Symbiodinium necroappetens, 354 nucleotides. NCBI's taxonomy places the organism in Eukaryota, Dinophyceae, Suessiales, Symbiodiniaceae. The record is from the annotation of a GenBank genome assembly.